Aspergillus homomorphus CBS 101889 is the source of this 2382-nucleotide messenger RNA. RefSeq names its product putative dynactin Arp1 p62 subunit RO2. The record is from RefSeq and is a predicted model, not a curated record. Gene Ontology annotation, cellular component: dynactin complex. NCBI's taxonomy places the organism in Eukaryota, Fungi, Ascomycota, Eurotiomycetes, Eurotiales, Aspergillaceae. The transcript is spliced from 3 exons. Bases 75 to 2189 code for a protein of 704 amino acids.
GUGGAGUUCGUGUUUGACGGGUCGUAAUAAAAGCAUGCAAUACUCGACUACACUCUACUAAACGUCUCUCCACCAUGUCGCGCCCCUUUCCUUACACAUACAUCUCCUGUCCCUGCGCCAACACCCCCGUCCCCGAUCCGUCUAAGAAACGCCGGUCUCGCGAGUCACCGCAGAAGGCCAGCAGCCACUACGACCCCGACCAGCCCAACCCUCCGCCGCGCUUCGACGACAGCGAGGACGAACAGACUUUCGAUCCUCGGGCACCUCGAUCCAACUUCUCUCUCUAUCCCCCCGAACAUUUACUCUACUGCGAGGACUGCCAUCAGAUCAAGUGUCCGCGAUGCAUUACAGAGGAGAUUGUGUGCUGGUAUUGUCCGAACUGCCUGUUCGAGACUCCGAGCAGUAUGGUGAAGAGUGAGGGGAACCGAUGUGCACGCAACUGCUUCAAUUGCCCUGCCUGCACGGCACCGCUGGCGGUCAACACCCUCGAGAAUGUCGUCCAGGGAGGCACCAGUCAACAAGGGCCCUGGGUUCUGUCAUGCGGAUACUGCUUUUGGUCGACGCUCGAUAUCGGCAUCAAAUUCGACAAACCGACCAACAUUCGCACACAAUUGGCCAAGCUCACCGCAACCGACGCGAACGGGUCUCGUUCGAGGCAGAUGUCGCGCACAUUCGGAGACCUCAAGUCUCCCCUAUCCACCUUCUCCUCCAUUAACGAGCAGUUCCAUCCCUCUUCCGGUGAACCGCGAGCCGAAGAAUCGCCCGACCAGCCAAGCGCCCCUCUUAACCCAGACGCCCGCUUUCAUGCGCUGAAGAACUUCUACAAGAACCAGAUCUCGGCCACCUCGUCCUUCUCCUCGCCCAGCGAUCCGCUAGGCGUGGGUGUGGACUUCGGGGGCCCUAUUUCCUCCCCGAGGGCCAUCGAUCGCAUCAUGUCACUGUAUGCCUCCUCAUCCCGUCUCAACAGCCUCUACAGCAAGAAACCCAAAACGAAGCCUCCAGUGAUGCGCGAGGCUCUCACCGUGAACGAAGGGCUCAAGAUCCCAACCCCGGACGCCGAAAGCAUGCGCAUCCAACGAAUGGCGGUGGAUGAAUGUGGCUGGGACGGACUCGCCUCCCUCGAGCAGCGCGGCUUCCAGUCCCCAGACGCGCGGUUCGUGGAAGAGCUCCUACCGCUGGCGACGCUGCUGCGCACCAAGCGCGCCAAACGAUGCAAGUCGUGCAAGCACAUCCUUGUCAAACCUGAGACGAAGCCGUCAUCCACCCGAUUCCGCAUCCGGCUGAUCGCCCUCAGCUACAUCCCGUUACCGACGCUCCGGCCGUUGAUGCCCGGGCCCCCAGUCCCGGCGCCCGCGGCCGCGGUUGUGACCAGUCACAACACCAACCUCAACCUCAACCUCGACGCCCUGCCCCCGCUGAAACCGACGCAACUGCUCCUAACCUUGAAAAAUCACAUGUUCGACCCGGUCCGCAUUACCCUGGCCACUCCGUCCGUGACGCCGGGCCGCGUGGCCUCGAAGGUCACCAUUCUCUGUCCGCAGUUCGACAUCGGCGCCAACAGCGACAUGUGGGACGAGGCGCUGCAGGGCAGCAGCAACAACAACAACAACAACAACAACAGCACGAGUAACACCGGCGGCAGUGCCGCGACGGACCAACGCUCCUCCCGCUCCGGUGCCGCUGCGACCACGGCGACCAGUAACCUCGGGAUCUACGAAAAGGUCGCCGAAGCCGGCAAAGUGUGGGACAAGGGCCGUAACUGGACCACCGUGGUGCUGGAGGUCGUACCGGGGACUUUGCCGUCCGGUAAUGGUGGUGGUGGUAGUAGUAGUAGUGUAACCCUGCAAUCCAGGAAUCAGACGCCCGUCCAGGGUUCCUCCAAAAAGGAUACCGAUGACGAUGACGCCAGCGACAGUGACAGCGAUACCAGCAGUUUCGGGGCCGGCAAAGUCCCGGACUGGACGGGCCAGGCCGCGGAGAAGCAGCAGCAACAACAAGCCUCUCAAGAGCAGCCGCUUCAACCUGACGAGGACGUCCUCGAGAUCCCGGUCUUCGUGCGCAUGGAGUGGGACUCGGAGAACCAGAUCGAUCGUCCCGGUCAAGGGGCUGCGGGCGAUAUCGUGAAGAGGGAGUUGGCGUAUUGGAUGGUGCUUGGGGUGGGGAGGAUUGAUCCGAGUGUGUUGGGCUGAUGGAGUCAUUAGUCUGUGUGUCCAUACAUUCGGGGUUGUUCCCCCAUAAGCAUAGAGAUACGUAUGGUUAUGGAGUUGUUGCAUGAUAUGAUGAUAUGAGGUGUGGGGCUGUUCGAUAUAUCCAGGAACAUCAAGACGCAGACUCGUUGAACAGCCGCGUAGCAGCACGGAGGUUGUAUAUAUCUCGGGGAGC